AGUUCCGCGUCCGAGAGCGCCACGUUCAGCGGAGAGAAAAGGAGGAGAAAGCAGCCGCGGCAAGAACUCGGGACUGGGCGUGGUGGUGGAGUGGGCGUGGCCUCUCUCCGUCUGUGCGGCGGCCAACCAAUGGGCGAGGGGCGCGCGUGCAUGCAUGCGUGCGUCUUCCCUCCCCCCCGGUGUGGCGUGACGGGCGCGUGCGCAGGGGCUCGGGGUCUCCUGCCGGGUCCGCCUAGGUGAGGGCUGGGCUAAGAUGGCGGCGCCCGUCCUCCUGCGAGUCUCCGUGCCGCGCUGGGAGCGGGUCGCCCGCUACGCCGUGUGCCUGGCCGGCAUCGCCCUCUCGCUCUACGCCUGGCACCUGGAGCGCGAGAAGGGCCGCGACCUCCACUACCGGGCUCUCUGCGACCUCAGCGAGCGCGUCCGCUGCUCCGCCGCCAUCGCCACCAGAUGGGGUCGAGGUUUUGGCCUGCUGGGUUCCAUUUUUGGAAAAGAGAGUGCAAUAAAUCAACCGAACAGUGUCUUCUGCCUUGCGUUCUAUGUACUACAAAUGUUACUUGGUAUGACUGCAAGUGCGGUAGCAGCGCUAGUCCUCAUGAUGUCCUCCAUAGUCUCUGUAAUAGGAUCCUUGUACCUGGCCUACAUUCUGUACUUUGUGCUGAAGGAAUUCUGCAUUAUUUGUGUUGUCACGUACUUGCUGAACUUCAUUCUCUUUAUCAUCAACUACAAACGACUAGUUUACUUGAACGAGGCCUGGAAGAGGCAGCUCCUGCCCAAGCAGGAUUAACUAACUCCCCCUGUGAACUUUUGACUGACAGUCUGAAGACCCGACUUCCAUUUGAGUUUAUUUUGCAGGAAAAUAAGGGUUUUU
Rhineura floridana is the source of this 868-nucleotide messenger RNA. RefSeq names its product vitamin K epoxide reductase complex subunit 1 like 1 (gene VKORC1L1). NCBI's taxonomy places the organism in Eukaryota, Metazoa, Chordata, Lepidosauria, Squamata, Rhineuridae. The record is from RefSeq and is a predicted model, not a curated record. The transcript is spliced from 3 exons. Gene Ontology annotation, molecular function: vitamin-K-epoxide reductase (warfarin-sensitive) activity. The coding region runs from base 254 to 784 and encodes 176 amino acids. Gene Ontology annotation, biological process: vitamin K metabolic process; peptidyl-glutamic acid carboxylation.